This is a messenger RNA of Penicillium subrubescens, 2448 nucleotides long. Its product is annotated as transcription factor domain-containing protein. Gene Ontology annotation, biological process: regulation of DNA-templated transcription; DNA-templated transcription. Lineage: Eukaryota; Fungi; Ascomycota; Eurotiomycetes; Eurotiales; Aspergillaceae. The transcript is spliced from 2 exons. The record is from RefSeq and is a predicted model, not a curated record. The coding region runs from base 1 to 2448 and encodes 815 amino acids. Gene Ontology annotation, molecular function: DNA-binding transcription factor activity, RNA polymerase II-specific; DNA binding; zinc ion binding.
AUGCAGCAGACGCCCUUUCGACCCGCCAACCCGAACCGGGGUGGCUCGUAUGAGCUUCCUUCGGUGCAGUCGGUGACGGGCGCAUUCCCUCCCGCCCCCGGGUUACCCUCCGCUCCGCCAAGUCGACCCGACAGCGGAAUGCGAAUGGCCCAUCUGUUGCAGCCGAUGCCAUCGAUUCAACAGCCUCAGCAGCCACUACCACAACCAUCCGCGUUGGUCCAGGGAUCGCUUCCCCCGCCGCCUUCUCAGCAGAUAUCUGCGCCAGGCCCAACCCCAGCUCCAUCAACUUCACCCUAUGCGCGAUUCUAUGAUUCAGCAUCAGGAUCUCCUGCAGAGAGUGGUGGCCUGCCCGAUGCGCCUCCGAUGGUAUCGAUGCCGGGAGGCCCGGGCAUGUAUCAAACGAGUCCGGUUGGGCUUCAGCAAUCGACCCCCACCCCGCUCCAACAGAAGCGAGCUUAUCGGCAACGCAGGAAAGACCCCAGUUGCGACGCCUGUCGCGAGCGCAAGGUCAAAUGCGAUGCGACAGAGACAUCUAAUUGCACAGAGUGUAUCAACCGCAAAGUUCGCUGUCUGUUCACCAAGGAGACGAAUCGGCGCAUGUCUUCGAUCAAGCAGGUCCAGGAUCUCGAGAAACAACUACACACGACCAAGCAGCAGCUCCAACAACUACGAUCAGGCAUGCUUCGACCAGAUGGGAUGAUGGAUAUUGAGGAAUCGCCAUCUGCACCUAUAAUCAAGCUGCCCGAGAUCGACUACAAACCUCCAAGACGACCCAAGGCGAUGAUCACGCAAGACUUGUCCCAGGUACGGUCGAACUUGCGCCAGCACGGCCGUGGGAUUUUGAAAGCCCCUCAUCCGCAUCGGCACCAAGGCUCCAAAUCCGUAGUGCCGGCCGAUGCGGCGCCACAACUGCCCCCGAAAGAGGUUGCCGACCACCUCCUCGCUCAGUAUUACCAAUGUAUUCACUCGAUUCUACCGGUUCUGCACUGGCCCGAGUUUAUCGAGGCGUAUGAGAAGUUGUAUCAAACAGGGUCUUUGACAGGCGUGUCUAGUGAAUGGGCGGCGGUAUUGUUUGGAGUUUUCGCAUGCGGCGCAGUGCAUACAACCGAGCCAAACCGAGAAGAAGAGGGCAAGAAGUUUGUUCGCAUCUCUUGUGGGAUUAUCGAUGUGUGGCAGGACGAGUUCAACUUGGAUCGAGUACGGGCGGCUCUACUUGCCAGUAUUUUUCUCUACGAAGUCAACUCCAAAUCCGCCAGUUGGGUCUGGAUCGGGUCAGCAGUGCGUGUGGCGCAAGAGAUUGGGUUGCAUAUCGAGUCUGGGCCAUGGCCUGAGCUGGAAGGUGAAAUGCGCAAACGCAUCUGGUGGGGAUUGUAUACUUACGACCGACUUUUAGCCCUCGAGAUGGGCAAGCCAGUCUUGAUCAACGAUCAGGACUGCGACAUUGACUUGCCAUGCCCUGUGGACGACCAGUCUCUUGCCCAAGGGAAAUCCGCUGAAGAUCAGUCUGCACCAUCUCCAUUACUCGCCACAAUCCACGUCGUCCGCUCCAUCGGCCAGCUCACCCGUACCCUCCGCUCCCCUUCAAUCAGCUAUGCAACUCUCGAAACCUUUGAACGUCACUUCACUAUUUGCCGUACAACCUUCCCAGCUCACCUCCAACUCAAGCAAGACACCGAUCUCGACCCCCGAUCCCUCGCUCCGAUAAUUUACCUCCAAAACGCCCGCCUUCUCCUCCAUCGCCAUAACAUCUCCCCUUACUGCCAGUCCGGCGUUCGCACUGCGGCCAUGGACUACUGUGUCUCAAUAGCAGUCGAUACAGCUAAUAUUCUCUCGCGCUGUAUGCGAAGUCACACGGGCACAGGGGACUGGCGAGCCCUGUUUGCCUCGAGCGCGGGCACUCUUCUCUGCACGCAUAUCUGGCGCUGCGCUUUAUUCCUCCUUUUCCGGCAAGAAUUCGCCCCAGCAUUGGCUUGUGUGCAAGCUAGUGCCUCCGUGGGUGAUGACCGUGCUGUAAAUGCUGCUUGUGGCCGGUACCUAGCAUUCUUCCUUCGAUGCCUCCUCGACCGCUCCCAACCCGGCGAGGUUGUAGAUCCUGAGCAGGACGAAGCGAUGAUGGCCUAUGUAUCUGGUGACAUGCAGGGAACUGCAGACGGUAGCUGGGUCUGGCAGGGUAGCGAGACCGGCGCGAAUUUGGAGAAUAUUCCUGGGCAGCCUUGUCCGGCACCGGUACCGGCUGACUCGCAAUGGGAAGGCUGGGACUGGGUCGAGAAGACCGUUGCGCAUCUGCUUGGUGAGAAACAGCGCCGUGAAUAUGAGCACCGCGAUGUCUCCAUGGACUCUAGACCUGAGUCUUCAAAUAUGCUUGCGCCUCAGUCGGCGGGGUCGGAUACGACGGAACGUCGGUCUAGCUCUGCUCAUUCGCGUAUGACUAUUGCCAGUAUUAUUUGA